GGUCUAAAACGGUGCUGGACGGAUAGGAAAAGAUAUUUUGUUUUUUCCAAUCCUAAAAACCCAAUAUUGGUAAGAUAUUGCAUCAGUUUCCCAAGAACAUCAGUUAAAAACUCCAUUACUGGAAACCCAGAAUCUGCAUCUUGAACAUUUUUUCCAUAACACAAGGAAUUGAGACAAGUACCAAUUACUUUUGGUAUGCAUCUACGCCCCCUUUUUCUCUAAUUUCAAUCUUUUAACAGGAAAUUCUCAAAAUUUGGAGCGAAUUCAUCAAUUCUGUUAGUUUGAGUAUCAUUUUCAUGUGAAGAUAGAAUUUUUGUUAAGGAAUUCGUGGAAUUGGGUUUCAUCUCCUGGUGUCAAUUUAAAAAUACCCCCUUUGCAAUUCUUGUAAUUGUGAACUGAAAAGGCUGAAGAAUCACAGAAAGAAGCGAAUUCAGACUUCAGAGAUAUGAAUGGAUUAAGGAAUCUGUUGAAAUACAAGAGCAUUGUGAAAGAAGCAUUUGAUAAGACAUUUCUAGCUGGAAAACUGUUUUGCGUUCUUCAUGUUACUAACACCUACAUCUGCAGUCCUCUUCUUGGACAUGGUCCUAGUAUGCUUCCAACUCUGAAGCUAACAGGUGAUUGGAUUUUGUCAGAAAAGAUAUCGAUUCGCUUAGGGAAGGUGCGUAAUGGAGAUAUGGUGACUGCACGCUCACCUGAGAAUCCAAAAAAGAUUGUUGUUAAGCGAAUUAUGGGUAUGGAAGGAGAUACUGUUACUUACAUUGUCGACCCCAAGAAUUCGGAGAAAUGUCGAACUAUUACGGUGCCGAAAGGACAUGUUUGGAUCCAGGGAGAUAACAUAUAUUCCUCAAAUGAUUCACGCCAUUUUGGUUCUAUUCCGUAUAGUCUUGUUGAAGGCAAGGUGUUUUUCAGGGUUGUUUUAAACUGAAAUCCUUUGUAAGUUGUAAUAUCAGCACAAUUGCACAGAAGUGUUGCAAUUUCAUGGACAUCACAACAGUGCCUCUUCAUUAUAUCCUCAUCAUCACAUAACACCACCAAAACAAUCAGCGUCGUUUUGAACUUACACUUCCUCCAUGAGUGAACCAAUUUCACCAACCUUAUCAUCGCAGCAUCCAUCAUUGUCUCAACUUCUGAACAUUGUUAGUCUUGUUGCCAAAUUCUCUCUAAACACUGUAACAAAUUCAUCAAUCUACUUUCAAAAUCCUGUCAACCAACAACCCAACCGUCUCUCACUAACACAUGCUCCAAUGUUUUUGCCAAAUUGAUGUCAUAAUUAACUUGGCUUUGCUAUAAUUGGAAUUUGGAAGUGAUUUUGCUAUUUUCUAGCUCCCAAGCGUUUUCGUCACUAAUAUUGUUUUGGGAGUGAAAGUUCACUUUUGUUAGAUGCUGUUUUUGUAGAUUUGGCCAGUCGAUGGCUUUGGAUCACUAGGACAAGAAGUCUAGUAUUGAUCUGAUAGGAAAGGUGAUUUCCUAACUGUAACAAUUUUACAUUCUUUUCUCAGUGCACUCUCUUUUUCACUUGUUCUUAUUGUAUGGGCUCUCCUUCGGGGGAGAUUAAAGUACAUAGUCUACAUUUAUGUAUGUAAAUUGUGUAUCUCUUA
Molecule: messenger RNA, 1598 nt
Organism: Papaver somniferum (opium poppy)
Lineage: Eukaryota; Viridiplantae; Streptophyta; Magnoliopsida; Ranunculales; Papaveraceae
Product: mitochondrial inner membrane protease subunit 1-like
Exons: 4
Coding region: 446-925 (159 amino acids)
Cellular component (GO): mitochondrial inner membrane peptidase complex; membrane
Molecular function (GO): serine-type endopeptidase activity
Source: RefSeq, a predicted model, not a curated record